Molecule: messenger RNA, 2350 nt
Organism: Paramacrobiotus metropolitanus
Lineage: Eukaryota; Metazoa; Tardigrada; Eutardigrada; Parachela; Macrobiotidae
Product: actin-like protein 6B
Exons: 6
Coding region: 620-2080 (486 amino acids)
Biological process (GO): regulation of transcription by RNA polymerase II; nervous system development
Cellular component (GO): SWI/SNF complex; NuA4 histone acetyltransferase complex
Molecular function (GO): chromatin binding
Source: RefSeq, a predicted model, not a curated record
CCGAGAAACGGCUGAAAAAGGCGCCGAUGGGGGAAUCGAACCCCGGCUACGUCGUUAGAUCCGCGUAGGCAGUACCACUGCACCACGGCGCAAUACGUUGAAAUCCUUUGAAAGAUUUUGUCGCUUUACGUGAGCCGCUUCUCGCCUCACACCCCUUUGCAGCUUUCGCUACGUCCUCGUAGUGAGACUAAGCGAUCCUUUAAGCGGCGGCUCCGGCUCACCGCAUCCUCUAUUCAUUUAAUCUUUUUAUUCGUUUUUGCUCUGUUCCUCCCGUUCGAGGUUAGCACACCAGUCUCAUACCAUAGGUCCGUGAUCGAACCGUGAUCUGCUACCAUCUAAGCAGGGCGCAAGCCGAGGGAAACCGAGAAACGGCUGAAAAAGGCGCCGAUGGGGGAAUCGAACCCCGGCUACGUCGUUAGAUCCGCGUAGGCAGUACCACUGCACCACGGCGCAAUACGUUGAAAUCCUUUGAAAGAUUUUGUCGCUUUACGUGAGCCGCUUCUCGCCUCACUCCUGUAUUGAGAUCUGCCUUGGGAUAACCGAUAUUACGUUUGUGGAUCUAGAGUGCAUACUUUGAUAGCAGAGUUUGAUUCUCUGUCGAAGAAGAAACCUUAGAGAAAUGAGCAGCCAGUUGUUGGUGGGGGGAGACGACGUCAACGCCAUCGUUGUGGACUAUGGCAGUUCUUCUUUUCGCUACGGGCAUGCCGGAGAAGAAGCGCCUACCCUUGUUUUGCCGAUGAGCAUUGGAUACGUCGAGGAAAUUAUUAAAGUCGUCGAGCGCAAUGAGAACGAUGACGUAGUGAUGACUGAGAACCUGCGGGACGGAGCAACAACAGCGGGCAACGGCACCAGCAGUCUCAGCGCGGCCACCACCGACGCUAGCAAUGCCAACGGGAAUGCUGUUAACGGCGAGAUGAAGAAGGAGAAGCGGUACAUUGUUAGCUCGCAGGCGCUGAUGAAUCCCCGCGAAGGCCUCGAGAUUGAAAGCGGCGUCAUACUGGACGGCAUGAUUGACAACUGGGACGCUUUCUAUUCCAUUAUGGAGUUUGCUCUAAAUAAGCAUCGUCCUGUCACUUCAUCGCAACAUCCUUUCCUCUUUUCCGAGCCAUUGUGGAUUACGAAAAAUAAGCGCGAGCAGCUGUGCGAGUUGAUGUUCGAAAAGUUCAAAGCAUCGGCGUUCUACACCGUGAAAUCGCCUGUCCUGACCUGUUUUGCCCACGGAAAAUCCAGUGGUCUGGUGCUGGAUAGCGGCAAGAUCCACACAACCGCCUGUGCGGUGCAUGAAGGGUUCUGUUUGGUGCCGACGAUGGUGCGUAGCCCUUUGGCGGGUGACUUCAUCAGCAACGAAUGCCGACGCGAGCUGGAGCGCAUGAAGAUCGACCUGACUCCACAGUACAUGAUCAAGAGCAAGGAUAACGUAGAACUGGAGCAGCCGCCCAAAUAUCUUAAGAAGAUCGCUCUUCCCAAAGCAUCUACCGCGUUUCACGAGAGCAAAGUGCGCGAACUGGUGGAGGACUUCAAGCAGAUCUUGGCCGUAUCCGAUGCGCCGCUGCACGACGUCAAUCCCGACGGUCUGGAGGCCCGAGAGUACGAAUUUCCCACAGGCUAUCAUGCCAUGUUUGGGCCCGAGCGCUUCCAGGUACCGGAAAUGCUCUUCGAUCCGAGCCUGAUUCGCUCAGGCAGCAGCGCGGGAACGGCCCUCUCGGGAAUGCAGAUGCAACCGCCGAGCAUCAACAGCACCAUGGGAAUGAGCAACCUCAUCCAGAACUGCCUGACCAUCACCGACCAGGACGUCCGUCCACAGCUGUGGGGCAACAUCCUCAUUUCGGGUGGCAACAGCUGCAUCACUGGCUUUGCUGAGCGCAUCUCCGCCGACUGCACACGUCGCAGCACCACCUCCAUGAAGCUGAAGUGCACGGCCGCCACUGGCAGCGGUCCGGAACGCUCCAGUGAACGUCUUUUUGCUCCAUGGACGGGCGCCUCCAUUCUCGGCUCACUGGGCACCUUCCAGAGCAUGUGGAUUUCGCGUAGCGACUACGAAGAGGCCGGCAAGGGAAUCGUGGGCAAGAAGUGUCCCUGAUCGACGUAUAACAUAAUCUCAUGUUUUGUAUGGCAGUAUGUUUUCGUUCGCCUGCUGCUGCGGCUGCUCUCUCAUUCCUGCAUUGUUGUUUUGUUUUAUUUGAACAAGUUUUCGGUUCCUUGUUACACUUUUGGGUGCAAUGUACACUACAGUUUGAUUACUCGCUGCAGUUUUAAACGAUUUGUUGCUGAGCAGUUGUAAGCAGGAUUUCACUAGAUCAGAAAUGAUGCGGUGCAUUGAGUAAUAACAAUAAUUAUUUAAUAGCCCUAG